Naumovozyma dairenensis CBS 421 is the source of this 2343-nucleotide messenger RNA. RefSeq names its product Rix1p (gene RIX1). Lineage: Eukaryota; Fungi; Ascomycota; Saccharomycetes; Saccharomycetales; Saccharomycetaceae. The record is from RefSeq and is a predicted model, not a curated record. Gene Ontology annotation, cellular component: nucleus. The coding region runs from base 1 to 2343 and encodes 780 amino acids. The transcript has a single exon. Gene Ontology annotation, biological process: rRNA processing.
AUGUCCCACGAAGCAUAUCCUUUGGUAGACUUGGUGAAACAAUUGGACCAAGCCUCUGGUUAUGAAUUUCAAACACUAUUGAAAACUUUAACUUCUCCAGUUUAUAUUAAUGAACAAAUAUUGAAGUCUGAAUUAGGUUUAUUAAACACCAAGAUUCUAAAAUUGUUAAGAUCUAGUGAUGAUUUUGAUGUUUGGAAAGGUUGCCAUACCGCUGUGGUCAUUUGUUCUUAUAACCCGUUAGUUCUGUGUUCCCACGCAAGUCAAUUAUUAGCUGCUAUCUAUUCUAAAUUGGAACAGAAGGUUGGUUAUUAUCAAUCUACCAUCUCAACUAUGCAAGGCAAAACUCUAUUGGAGACUUUAAUCUCUUCAUUAUCCAUCAUUAUGGAUUUGAUGAGAAAUAAACCAACUGUAUCUAGAGAAGGUUUGGUACCAAAAUUAAGAGCUAUCAUUCCAACACUGAUUACACUAUCUCAAGAUGAACCACAAUUAUGUUUACCUGUCUUACAAACUUUACUUAAGAGAAACUCUACCACAUUCAAACCAUUCGUGAAUAAGUACCGAAUUGUUUUGAGUAAUUUAAUUGUUAACCAUUAUCAUUCCUUCGAUAAAGAUACUCAGACAUUAAUUUGUAACAAUUUUGCAUACUUGCAUCUAAUUAAGAUUCAAAAUGCUCAAUCUAAAGGUACAGAUAUCGAUGAGGCACAAUCUCAUCAUAAAUCAUUUAGUGAUGAUACAUGGACAUCAGGACUUUUAAAUAUCUUAUACCAAUUUAAACCUAUCAUAGAACUAUGUGGCGAACUAUUAGAUUUCAAACAAGACCAAGAUUUACAAAGGAUUAUCGAAAGUUUACCUCAUAGCAACGUCAAGAGCGAUGAUAGUGAUGAUGAUAACGAGAGCGUUCAUGAUUUCCUUCCAGUUUUGAAAUUGGAUAUGAACGCACCAUUGACGUUAUGGCAAAUUUCUAAUCGUUUGAACUUACUAGUUGGUUUAAUGAACAGUUUUAUCAGCUUACCGACCCCAUUUGCCAUAAGAAUUCCCAUUGGUGGGAUUAAUGCGAUUUGUGAAACUUUAUUAAGUAUGACGACCAAAUAUAUCCCAUUGAAAAGAGAGUUACGUCGUGAUCAAGAAUUGAAUUCAAUAAUCCAUGAUAUUUUCCCACAGAUUCAAUUAAAUGGUAUUCAUCUGUGGACGAACUUGAUUCGAUCAUGUAAUAAAUGUUGUAUUCCAUUGGGUUCGAAGAUACUAUCGAAUGUGGAACUGUUCAUACCUUUAAAGAAUAAGAGUAAUUUAAUUGAUUUUGAAAGAUGUUAUGCAUUAAAGAAUGAAUUUGGUGAUGUUUUCAAAUUGAUUAAUAUAGUUUUACCAUUGAUGGGUCAUCAAUUUAAUGAAAUUGAUCCAAUUAUUAAAUUGAUUAAUGUUGCCUUGUAUCUUUCUGAAGAUAAAUCCUUAAUUGAUUCAAUUUUUAACCAACAGAAGGAACUUCAAAGUGCUGCGAUGAAGAAUAAUAAUAAUAAUAGCAAUAAUAAGAAAAAGAAUAAAAGGGAUCAAAAUGUUGGAGCAUUAUCUGAUUUAUAUACCCAUCCUGAGGAAUUUGUAAUUACUACAUCAAAGGAAUGGUAUGAUGAAACUAAUCAAUUUUUCAUUAUGAUCUUAAACAGUUUGGUUCUCUCCAGUACACAACAAACCAGAAUUAUCAAGUAUUCAGUAUCCAUUGCAUUAUAUUUGAAAUCUAUAAACGAUGAGAUUCCUAGGAGUUUUAUUGAUUUAAUUAGAUGCAUUGUCUUACAUCCUGGGUAUGAAAAAGUUUCCAUUUUACCAAUUGCUGUUAAUAUCUUAAAGGAUGUUAAUGAUGAAAUGUUUGAUUUAUUAUGUCAUCCAAGGUUACCUACCAAUAUGGUCUAUCGUGUUAGGAAUAAUAAUGCUAACGUUGUUGAAGAUGAAGAUGAAGAUGAAGAUGAUGGUAGAAUGAUAGUUGACGAAGAAACAGCAGCAAACGAAGCUGAUAAUGUCUCUCUUUCUUUAAAAAUGACUGAGGAAAAGGAGAAAGUUGUUAUUAUGCCACAUGUUGAAAGAAAAGUCGACAUAAUUGAAGACGAAACCAAAAUUUUCAAGAAGAGAGACAUUGAAGAUGUUCAACCAGAGAUUGAAGAAACGACGAAGAGAGUUAAAAUUGUUAAGGAAGAAGAAAAGGUGAACAAUGAAGUACCAGUUCAAGUUAUCGACGAGAAAGCUUUUACAAGUAACAUUGAGGAUAAAGAUAAUGGUGAAGACGAUAACGACGAUGAUUCGGAAUUCGAAAUUCCAGUUAUUGAUAUAAGUGAUGAUGAAGAUGAGGAAGAAUAG